CAAUAGUCAGUUCAUACCUACACCCGAAACGGUAAACAUCUAAAUAUUUUGUAUAUUUUCCAAAGCCGAUAAAAAUUGUAUUUUUCAAACAUUAAGUGAAAACCAAAUUUAAAGUGUACAACUUUUUGAACCCUAUUUUCUUUUUUUUUUCUUUUUCUGAUUUGAUUUAAUUUUGUACCUAAAUCGCGAUGUCGUUCAGAAGGGUUCCGCUGGGUUCCGCUCUUGGCCCGGAUCAGAAGCUUUUACAACACAAAUUGAUCCACAAUAUGGACCGCUUUAAGCCCUCUGAUGCCAAUCCGAUACAGUUUUAUAAUUGUGUCCGGGAGUUGUGCCUCACGACAAGCUGUAGCAUCGAUGAUGGCUUGGAGGCGGCCCAAUUCCAUUGGCCGAGUAUGGAAAAUGGCCUGAAGGAUUAUUACAACUCGCAACAUCUUUCUGAGCUGUUGGAUUCCUUUCCCAUUCCGGUGACUGCGAGCAAUUUACCAGAAGCCACCUUGCGCAAGGAUGGUUCCAGCAAUUUAUCCUUGAACUUCUCUUCCGCCGUUGGCGGCAGGCAACUUCCCACCGCUGAGUCGCACAAUUGGAUGCCAAGUCCUGGGAGGCUUUCGGAGAAUCACUCCAAGGAUGACAAUCAUCAGGUGGUGUGGCCUUCCGCCACGGUGGCACAGCAACCACCUAGGCUGUGUGGCAGGCACAUGCCCACAUUUGAGUCUCACUAUUCGAUGCCAAUACCAACGAAAUAUUUGGAGAACCUCUUCAAGGACGACAGUCGUCCGCUGGUUUGGCCUUCCCCGUUGGCACAGCUACCAUCUAGGCUUGAACCCAUUUCGAAUCAGGAUGUCAUAUCUCAAGGUAUGCGUAUGGCUCAAUCUGUUAACGAUAGCAUUUCGGGGUCCAAUGCUGGAAUCCUUGGUGGUAGAGCAACCAAUAAUCGAGUAGCGGCCAUGAUCCUAUUUUCCGAUCAAGAGCGAAGUGCCGCCAUGGCGCCAAAGGUGUCAAAGGUGUCCAAGGUGUCGAAGGUGGCAAAAUUACCCAAGAAAGGAAAGCCACUGUUUAAGAGAAACAAUCAAAGGGCUAUCAGGAAAAUUAAACUAGCUACAGGUGCCCCUUGUCGUCGUCCCGUUCGUCCUGUUCGUCCUGUUCGUAAACUCUAAAAUCAAAUGGAAAAUUCAAAACACUGAUUUACAUAUAAUUCAAUUCAUUUCGCAUCUUAAGAUUAUAAAAUUUGUAGUUAGAUACAAAAUUAUUGUACAAAUUCCAUAUAGUACUGUCCUCAAUGUAUUUUUUUAAGACAACUA
Molecule: messenger RNA, 1298 nt
Organism: Drosophila serrata
Lineage: Eukaryota; Metazoa; Arthropoda; Insecta; Diptera; Drosophilidae
Source: RefSeq, a predicted model, not a curated record